Messenger RNA from Cylicostephanus goldi, 599 nucleotides. NCBI's taxonomy places the organism in Eukaryota, Metazoa, Nematoda, Chromadorea, Rhabditida, Strongylidae. The record is from the annotation of a GenBank genome assembly.
AUGUGGACAUAUAGACGCCUUUCUUUGAUGGGGAGCUUCGGCUUAGUUUUAAUAGUUUUUGAACAUCCAGUAUCACUCCAUUUUCAGACGACCAUCAACUGGAUAAACUCCCGAGCCUGCUCGCCGGAAAAGAAAACGUUCGUCGUGACAGCAAAGCGCGGUACUUGUCGGGAAUAUCAGCUGAAUCAGCAUGUGGAUACACCAUUACAAGAAUUACGAGUCAGUGAGUGCUCUGCUGCAAUAGGAGGCCUAACCUUUGACUGCGACUACACUUUGGAAAUUGUGGAAGAAGAGAAUAAGAAGGUGUGUAUUCUUCUCAUCCUUCAUUUUGAAGUUUAUAAUAGAUGGGUGAGAACUCACGAAUGCAAACAAAAAUAUGGUCCUUGGAAAUUCUUUGAAUUGCGAUUGGGGUUAGCGAUAGAUUGUUUGAAUAUACUUUUGAGCUGUGUAGUAGAAAAUCAUUCUGUUAGUAUUGAGCCUCAUUUUUCAAUUUUUGUUAAUCUUUGUGGAAGAAACGGCAUUCGUGAAAUGUUUCAGCCAACCCAAUAUUCUCAUUCAGACGGUGAUCAGCACAUCCUUCUCAACCAAGUCCUGUGAUG